GCUCACACGCCUUUGGCCGGGUACUGCAACAACUUCUUCGUUCGUUCGUUCGGCCGGCGAACCUCACCGCAUUGCACUGGUCGUUGACACAGAUGACGCCUGGAUCCAUGCAAGUGUUCCCUGUGAACAGCUCAGAAAGGGUGUUCAAUAUUUGGUGCCUCCUGGGCGGUCUGCUGAUCUUCUCCACUCUUGUGUCGGCGAUCUCGGCGAACGUGGCGCAGCUCAAGAUGGAAAUGCAGGGACACAGCGAGAAGAUGGUGAAACUCGACCGGUUUCUGUACAGGUCGGAGAUCGAAGCUGACGUCAGAGUGCAGGUGUGCAAGCAGGUAAAGUUGAGGCUGAUGCACCACCGGCCACAGGUAGUCACGGAUCUUGUUGAACUCGACCUGCUCUCCCCUUCUCUGCGCAACGAGCUGCAGCUGGCCCUGUGCAAUCCGCACCUCUUCGACCAUGAGCUGCUGCAUGUCCUGUCCAUCACGGACGCCGCGUCGUGGAGCGAGAUCUGCCGCACCUGCGUCGACUUCUCCAUUCUCGCGAAGCUGGACACGCUGUUCACCCCCAGGGCGAGGGCGGAGGGGAUGUACUUCGUCGCGCGUGGCAGUCUGUGGUAUACCAUUGACCGCAGCUUCCCCGGGGAGCUGUCGGAGAGGGUGUUGCCGGGCGGGUGGUUUUCCGAGGCGGCGCUGUGGUGCAAGUGGUGGCACAUGGGCUGCGCCGAGGUCAAGGCCUCCGCCACCUGCGAGGUGCUGCUGCUGAGGGCCGCCACGCUUCUGCCCAUCCUGCUCAAAAGAGGCCUGCUCGGGCAGCUGAUCUGGGCGUACGCGGUCAGCUUCCACACGUUCCUGAAGCAGUCCGUGCCCCCCCUCUUCAACCUGCCGAACGACCUCGUCGUGCCCUUCGGCGCCGACGAGGUCAUCGCCGCCAUGCCGAAGCACGCGACGGCGGUCCUGGGACGGGAGGCACUGAAGGUGCUGUCGGCGCCCCCAGACACGCUCCUCGCCAGCUGGCGCAGCCAGUUCAGUCAGGACAACCUCCACAAGCUGGCAGCGGAGGUGGAGCGCGGGGGGAGCGCGCUACUGGUAACGGCCAAGAGUGGGGUCGUGCGCUGCGUGCCGGUGGUGGUGCUGCGGCUGCGGCGCCGGGACGACGAUCGGCUGUUCGUGCGGCUGCAGACGUCCUGGGAGGAGGGCGCGCAGAGGGCGAAGUGCCAGCUGCCGGGGGGCAAGCAGAUGGCGGGCGAGGACCCGAACGGCUGCCUGCAGAGGCUGUUGCAGGGGAAGCUCAGGGCGCUGGCCAGCGGCCUCACGGUGAGCGGGAUGGAGAGGCAGAGCCAGCAGGAGCAGUCCUGGCACUUCGGCGUCACCACCAGGUACGUCCGCACAAUCGUUGCCGGGGAGUGGCCGAGCGCGGCGGACGAUGCGCUGCAGGAUUUCCUCAUGGUCGGCAAGCAGCCCGCGGGGGACGUCCCCGGCUCGCCCACGCUGUCGUUCAGGAGUGUCUGGUGCAGGCCUUUGCCUUCCCCACGGACACGGGCUGCUUCUACGCCUGGCUCACGGACGAGGAGUUCGGGUUUUUGA
Messenger RNA from Prorocentrum cordatum, 1577 nucleotides. NCBI's taxonomy places the organism in Eukaryota, Dinophyceae, Prorocentrales, Prorocentraceae. The record is from the annotation of a GenBank genome assembly.